Molecule: messenger RNA, 1099 nt
Organism: Rana temporaria (common frog)
Lineage: Eukaryota; Metazoa; Chordata; Amphibia; Anura; Ranidae
Product: gastrula zinc finger protein XlCGF7.1-like
Exons: 1
Coding region: 61-918 (285 amino acids)
Biological process (GO): regulation of transcription by RNA polymerase II
Molecular function (GO): RNA polymerase II cis-regulatory region sequence-specific DNA binding; DNA-binding transcription factor activity, RNA polymerase II-specific
Source: RefSeq, a predicted model, not a curated record
AAAUAUACCUUCAGAAUAGAUAAAAGUGAUAACGGUUCUAGCAUUCUCUACACCAGGGAUAUGCAAUUAGCGGACAAGAGCUUCUUAAAAAAGGGUCAUUUUAAUAAUCAUUUGAGCACUCACACAGGGGAAAAGCCAUUUAUGUGUUCAGAAUGUGACAAGAGCUUUUCACGAAAGGAUAAUCUUAUUCAGCAUCUGAGGAUUCACACAGAAGAGAAGCCAUAUCAUUGUUCUAAAUGUGAUCAAAAGUUUUCUCACCCUAGUUCAUUCGCUGACCACAAGAUGAGUCACACAGGAGUGAAGCCGUACCCAUGUACUGAAUGUGACAAAUAUUUUUACAGAAAAUCAAAGCUCACAAGACAUCAGAGGAUUCACACAGGAGAGAAGCCUUUCAGAUGUUCAGAAUGUAACAAGUGCUUCUCAGUAAUAUCCAGUCUUUAUACACAUCAGGCGAUUCACACAGGAGAGAAGCCAUAUCAAUGCUCUGAAUGCAAUAAAUCUUUUAUCAAAACAGCUGAUUUUAUGAAACAUCAGAGGAUUCACACAGGAGAGAAGCCGUACCCAUGUACUGAAUGUGACAAAUAUUUUUACAGAAAAUCAAUGCUCACAAGACAUCAGAGGAGUCACACAGGAGAGAAGCCUUUCAGAUGUUCAGAAUGUUACAAGUGCUUCUCAGUAAUAUCCAAUCUUUAUGCACAUCAGAGGAGUCACACAGGAGAGAAGCCUUUCAGAUGUUCAGAAUGUUACAAGUGCUUCUCAGUAAUGUCCAGUCUUUAUAGACAUCAGAGGAUUCACACAGGAGAGAAGCCACAUCAAUGCCCUGAAUGUAAUGAAUGUUUUGGAAAUAAAUCAAACCUGAAAGCUCACCAAAAGGUCCACACGAAAGUCAAGUCUGACUCAACACCUACAAAGGCAUAGGGAAGCAAUUUAGAUGUUCAGAAAAUCCUUAGUACACAUAGAAAAAUAUUUUUGUGAUCAGAAAACUUACAAGAAAGAGGUUGUGUCCUUGUUCUUAAAAAUAAAAUGAUCUCUAAUCAUGGAGAAUAGCACAAAAACGCAAACAUAAGAAAAGGGAGCUAAAUGUUCCAAAUCUGUUUAG